Diaporthe amygdali is the source of this 582-nucleotide messenger RNA. RefSeq lists its product as uncharacterized. Gene Ontology annotation, molecular function: C-8 sterol isomerase activity; cholestenol delta-isomerase activity; steroid Delta-isomerase activity. The transcript has 5 exons. Lineage: Eukaryota; Fungi; Ascomycota; Sordariomycetes; Diaporthales; Diaporthaceae. Gene Ontology annotation, cellular component: membrane; endoplasmic reticulum. The record is from RefSeq and is a predicted model, not a curated record. The coding region runs from base 1 to 582 and encodes 193 amino acids. Gene Ontology annotation, biological process: sterol biosynthetic process.
AUGACCACAAUAUUGUUGAUAUCAGAAUAUCGCGUGGUCGCAAUGGGCUUCACCUUAGCAGCCCCUGGAGGUGCCAGGACAAACCCUAACCCGGAUAUCCCGCACUACAUUCCCAACGCGAGCUCACUCAAUGAGCUGCUCGUGCGGUUCGUGAGUCUUCUGGGCAUCACCAUAUCCACGGCGCUAUGGCUCGCGACGCGCUUCAAGUCUCAUAUGAGACCAUUCGACAAGAUCGUUCUCGGUUGGUUCGUUCUGUGUGGCUCUCUGCACUGCUUCUUUGAAGGGUAUUUCGUCAUAAACCACACGAAGCUCGCCAGCUUGCAGGACCUCUUCGCCCAGCUGUGGAAAGAGUACGCACUCUCGGACUCGAGAUACCUGACCUCAGAUCCCUUCAUGAUCUGUGUGGAAACAAUCACAGCGACCGUGUGGGGCCCGCUGUGCUUCGCGACGGCAGUGUCCAUUGUUCGUGGCGGUAGCCUGCGGUACCCCCUCCAGAUCGUCGUGAACGUGGCUCAUUUGUAUGGUGUGGCGCUGUACUACUCGACGUGCUAUGUCAACGAGAGGUACAGGGGUGGUCUAUAG